AUGCAGCUCGCAGCGCAGGUGAUUUUAUUGUAUCUAUCAGUUGCGUUUUGUGAUGGAUCAGGAAAUGGAUAUUGGCCAAAUUUAUACAAGUUCAUAAAACCUCCGUAUUCCAUCGACAGAUUAUUGCAAUAUAAAGAUGCAAAUUAUUAUAAUGCGCCCAAUGCUCUGCAUUACAUCGACACGCAAAAUACGAGAGAUGAAGAUUACCUUCGAAAGGAUGCACCGAAAAUUCCGUAUUACGCCAACACUCCAUCGAAAUCCACAGAAAGUAUGCCACUUACUCCGUUUGAAGAUCGGGAAGCUAAUCCGUAUAAUCUAUCAUUUCGGCAACGCCAAAAGCGGAAAUCCCUUGUUGCCGGACUGGAUAAUUUAAGACCUAUCGAGGAGAGAUUCUGUCUAAAUGAUGUACUUCGCGCGAAUUCAUCACUAUCGAGUCCCGUCGAGUGUGCUCGCACCUGUCGAAAAGGUGACCGCAGGAUUUGCUAUUACAAUUUUGUUGUGGAGUAUUAUCCAAUUAACGGAAUGGCAUGCAGAUUGUGCGUCCCCAAUGCAACCAAUGCUUUCUGCAGCAAUUGUCAAUGUGUACUUGCUGAUGGUGUUGAACGUAUGGCGCAGAUCGUAAAUAGACAGUUACCUGGACCAGCUAUCGAGGUAUGCGAAGGUGACCACGUAGUGAUCGAUGUGACAAAUCACAUGUCUGGUUCUGACCUAUCGAUUCACUGGCAUGGUUUAUUUCAAAAAGAAUUUCAAUAUUACGAUGGUGUGCCGCAUGUAACGCAGUGUCCUAUUGAAAGUGAUGUUACAUUUAGAUAUCAAUGGGGUGCAAACAAUCCAGGAACACAUUUCUGGCAUGCACACGGCGGUUUGCAAAAAAUGGAUGGAAUUUUCGGUAGCCUCAUCGUACGUCAACCUCCCGAACACGAUCCUCAGAGUCAUUUAUACGAUUAUGAUCUUUCCACUCAUGUUUUAAUUAUUAAUGAUUGGAUGCAUGAGCCAGCCGUAAAUCGUUUUCCCGGGAGACGUUUCAAUCACACCGGCCAGAAUCCAGACGCGAUACUCAUUAAUGGCAAAGGAAAAUACACGGAUAAAAAUACCGGAAUUACUACAAACACUUCAUUGGAAAUAAUAGAUGUGGAACCUGGUAAACGAUAUCGUAUACGUAUAAUUAAUGCAUUUUGCACGGUUUGCCCUGGUAUCCUCACCAUACAGAAUCAUAACUUGACCGUUAUUGCGACAGAUGGUCGAGAUAUCAAACCAAAAACGGUAGAUUCUAUCACAUCAUUCGCAGGUGAACGUUACGAUAUAGUUUUGCACGCCGACAAACCCAUAGCCUCUUAUUGGAUACAAGUUCGUGCUAUGGGAGUAUGCGCGUCGAUUGGUGUACAACAAUUAGCUAUCUUGCGUUAUAAAGAUGCACCGAGUCAAUCAUUAUUAUUGCCCUCUCCUAGUUACUACGAAGGUCUUUCUCAAGGCGUCGUUUUAAAUCCAUUAAAUGUUAAUUGCGGAGUACCAUCGAACGACAAAAUUUGCGUCAGUGAACUUGAUAGUAUAGAGCCGAUAGAUAAAGGAAUACUUCGACCGGAACCUGAUAUAAAGUUUUAUUUACCUAUUGGUUUUUACUCUUAUACACUACAAGAACUUUUCCAAUCCAAUCAGUACGAUAGAUUUUUGUUGGCAGCAGGUAGACUUUCUUUAAACGGUGUAAUCGACGGAAUAUCGUUCAAAUUUCCACCUUCUCCACCACUUUCACAGUCUAAGGACAUUCCGAACAACCAAUAUUGCAACAGAACUAUUCAACCGGAAAAUUGCGCUAAUGGUGUAUGCAUGUGUACGCACAAAUUAGAUAUUCCGCUCAAUUCAAUUGUCGAGAUACUGCUGAUAGAUGAAGUACAAGGAACUAAUUUGUCUCAUCCAUUCCACAUGCACGGACAUGCAUUUUACGUGAUGGCUAUGGGUCAAGUCGCUAAAAGUAGUAUUAACUGGAAAAUGGUACAGAAAAUGGACAAGGCAAAUCAAGUCAACAGAUGCUUCGAUAAGCCGGUCAAAAAAGAUACCAUUACGGUUCCAUAUAACGGCUACGUUGUAUUGCGUUUCCUCGCAAAUAAUCCUGGUUAUUGGUUGUUCCACUGUCAUUUCAUUUAUCAUCAGAUGGCCGGCAUGGAAAUACUUCUAAAAGUCGGCAAUCAAGAAGACGUGCCGCCAGUGCCAAGAAACUUUCCGAAAUGCGGCCAGUAUUCGCCAACCAUUGGAUAUAAUGCGUAUCCUCCAUUUAUCCAAGGCACACAUAGACCGCGAUAUCCAUAA
This is a messenger RNA of Cataglyphis hispanica, 2304 nucleotides long. RefSeq lists its product as uncharacterized. NCBI's taxonomy places the organism in Eukaryota, Metazoa, Arthropoda, Insecta, Hymenoptera, Formicidae. The coding region runs from base 1 to 2304 and encodes 767 amino acids. The transcript is spliced from 10 exons. Gene Ontology annotation, biological process: iron ion transport. Gene Ontology annotation, molecular function: oxidoreductase activity; copper ion binding. The record is from RefSeq and is a predicted model, not a curated record. Gene Ontology annotation, cellular component: plasma membrane.